CAUACUUCACGAGCCCCAAACCCCACGAUAAAGAAAGCCGGCGGAACAGUCGACAUCCCAUGGUGUCGCCAUCCUUCUCAACCACGCGCCUAGCCGACGACUGCCCUCAACUGCCACUUCUCCACCCGAGCCAUAGGUCCACGCGGCCUCUCGCCGGCUCUCACCUGCGGCCCCCGCGGCAACCGGACCCUCAGCACGGAGGCCAUCCUCGCCGUAAAGGCCCUGAAGCGCGACGCAGCCUCCGGCAAUGAGCCCAGCAUCGUCUCUUCUGACCUUGCCCGCCUCAUGAAGGCCGACCACCUGGCCGUCCUGGCGGAGCUUCAGCGCCGAAAUUAGUGGCGCCUAACCGUGAAAGCCUUCGGCACCGACCGCCGGGAGCCGUGGUACCGGCACGACCUCGCCCUCCACGCCGAGAUGAUCACCACCUUGGCGAGGUGCAGAUUGCGGGAUGAAAUUGAUGCGUGGCCACCGAUCUGCUACAGGGUGACGAGGGGUGUAUCUCCUCGGAGGAUACCAAGGGAAUUUCUCGGUUCGUUAGGCCUUUAAUGGUGGCGGAAAAGGGAGUUCUUGUUUGAGUUUCUGAUGUGCGGAUCGAGGAGAUUGGGAGAGGAGGAUGCUGCUAAUGAGGUGGAGAAUGAUUUCGAGGUCUGGUAUGAAUGCGGGAGCUUGCCGGCGCAGCCGCUACCUGUUUGAUGAAAUGCUUGAAAUAACAUACUCGGUGUUUGUGCAUGAGAAGUAUUAAGUCAUCUUGCAUGGCAUGGUGAAAUGUCUUGGAAACUCACAACUUAGUAGAUUCAACCCUACGAUGAAGUGAAUCGGAGCACCAGAUGGUGAGGCUGAUGGUGACGAAGACAUUGACUUGAUUAGGCCUUCCACAUUGUUGAUGCCAGCUCUCUUUCACAUUUGAUGCUGAUAACUUCGUAUGGCUGUUUCUUAUCAUCAUGACAUGUAUAGCAACCGACACCGAAGAUAUUGAUGGCGGCUAUUGAAAGGAAGGUAAGAGAAACAGAGGAUGGCGGCUACUGCAAUGCAAAAAGGAGAUUUGGAUACGACGUUAUCAGCUAUGAGAAGCACAUUGCGAUGGCUUCUCGGCUCGAUGAAUCCUUCUUAGGGUGUGAUUUGUUGGGGAAACUUUUGGGGGUCAAGAAGCGCCAUCUCGGAGUAGCAUUUCCCUGAUUCAAAAGAAUUCAAAUCUCCCGCCCUUUUUACCAUUUUCAUCUCUCCCCGUCCUCGACUCCCGCUCUCCCACCCAUCUCCCCUCACUCGCCAUGGACGCUCAGCCCGCCGUCUUCCCUGGGAAGCGCAGAACGGGCGCAAAGUCUUCCGAAGUAAAGAAUGGCGACGGGGUCAAGGCUCCCAAGAAACCCCCAUGGCAGUUCGUCACCGCCGCUCAACCCAGGCCGAAGCGUGCUUUUGGCGUCGCGAGGAGCACGAAUGUUCCCGUCGAGAAGCCUCACCUCACCGCCAAGCCCCGGAAAGUUCUCGCAGCAGCGCCACCACCACCACCACAACUACCAACUGGUACUAGAAAGAUACGCGCAGUCUGUAUUCAAGAAACAAAGACAGCAGCAGUCACCAAAACCAGCAGAAAAGAUGAACACCAAGAGGCGGUCGGCACACCAACGUCUUCGACCAAGCCCACCGUGGCAGGCACGCCGUACCUCAGUGCCCUGAAUUGCAGCAAGUGCAAGCUCGACCAGCUCGAGUCGUCGACGUACUGGCUCGCGCAGAUAAGGUUGGCGGAGUCCACAGGGAAGCACUUUGUUUCCGCCGCUUUCUUCCGCCUCGCGUUGGAAUGCCAUGCCCAGCCGUUACAUAGGCUUCGAAUCGAGCUCAGAGAUUACGUGACGCGACAUCAAGUUAAUUCAAUGGAAUCCGUGUGGGUUGAUCUGUCUCGGGCUUAUGGACUGGGGAAGGGAGGAUUGGAUUCUGACUUGUGCGAUCUCAUUCAGAAUAAUUCUCUCUUAGCUGAAAUGAACGGUUCAAUGGAUGAACCUGAUGUUGAUCUAUGUAAUCUUGAUCGAGGUCGUGUUUCUCUAGCCGAAAAGGAUGGAUGCUCAGAACAUGACGAUGUCGAUGGCAUAGCAGCCGAUAAGAGUCUGCAUGAUGCAGCUGAAGCUAAAGCCAAUUAUGGUGAUGAAGAAAAAUUUGGGAAUAUGGAGCUGAUCGACAGUGCAUCGAUCGACACCUUAACUGGGAAUAAAUGUGGCGAUGCUACCAACAUCUGUUGCAGCAGUAAUAAGCGUGUAAGUUCUUCGCCCGGAAAGAUUGAGACUGCAAAAUCUUGCCUUUCCACUGGCAAAGACAUGGUGGUGGGCUCAGUGGUGACUCAAGAAAUGUCCAAAGCCUCAGCUAACAAUGCAGCAAGGAGUAACCAUGGCGUAGGUAGAAGAAACAGGAGCUGUCAGGAUACAAGCAAAAACAGAGAGACUGAUGCUUAGGGUUUAGCGUGAGAAAUUUGAGGAUGCUGAUUGUAGCAGAUUAACUGGGUACAUUUGCAAACCUUUAGAAAUUUGAGGACAAAAGAUUGAUUUGAUUUAUUGGUGUGAGUUAUGUUUGUAUACUGUUAAUGUAGUUUUGUCGAUUCUAUGCUGGUGUGGUUUA
This is a messenger RNA of Musa acuminata AAA Group (dessert banana), 2604 nucleotides long. RefSeq lists its product as uncharacterized. The transcript has 8 exons. Bases 1269 to 2441 code for a protein of 390 amino acids. Lineage: Eukaryota; Viridiplantae; Streptophyta; Magnoliopsida; Zingiberales; Musaceae. The record is from RefSeq and is a predicted model, not a curated record.